AACAAUUAAAACAAACGGUAAAACAACUCUUAUCCUGAUAUCUUCAUCUUUAGUUGUGUUUCAAAAUUUCUGAUUUGAUUUUGAUUGUAGUAACUUUUAAUGGCUUAAUUUCUCAUUUUGGUAAAAAAAAAAAAAAGAAAAACUUAUGUGGAUCUGGUGGAUUUGAGAAAAAAAUCAAAACUUUGAAAUAAUUUUUUUUUUGGUCAAUCAAACUUUGAAUUAAUUGAAUGAGGGUGUUGGGGUAAGUUUAAAAUUAAGGAUAAAUGUUUUUUGGUGAAUUCUGUGGUACCCGCAAUUUUUUUUGGGUGUGAUACUCACAUUAGGUGAUUUAAUAGACUAAUGACAUGUUGUAAUUGAAUUUAUAAUUCUCAAUGUUAUAAUUCUAGUCCUAAUAGUACUCUCAUUCAUUGGGCAACUCAACUGUCACCCGACGACCUUUGUUACGUCCACCACGACCUUGUAGAGGUUGCAGUGAAUCUCGACCUUAACAUUGAGCCUGAGUGACAUGAUUUCGAUCAAGGGAGAGGCUUAACAUCUAUCUAAUCGACAUCAUUAAUCUUAAGGCACAAUAAUGAGAAAAUACAAUCGCUAACUCAUGUGAUAGAUGAGUCUUUAUUACUAUGCUAAGUUAUUUAGGGUACCAUACCUUGACCUGAAGUAAGGUACCACAGCAAGCACCAUGUUUUUUUUGGGUUGUUAAUUUCUGGUUGGGUUUGAUGUUUUUUGUUAUUAGUAGAUUAUUAGAUUAAGUUAUUAUUUAGGUAAUUAUUUAGUUAAGGGAUUUUAUUUAAAUUAGGGAUUUAUUAAGUUUUUUAAUUUUUUUCUACUUAAAUAAAUGAGUUGGAAUAAAAAAAUAUGUUUUAUAAUUUUUAAAUUAAAAAAUAAUUAUAAAAGUCACGUGUAAUUGAUGACUAUGACAAAAUUGAGGUCUGAUAGCAUUUAGCCCUAAUUGAAUUAAAAAAAAAAAAUUCUUAGGGGCCUAAUUUGAUGCGAAAUUUUUCCAGGCCCUGGAACUGAUUCCCUUUACAAAUUCAGGGGUCUUUUGAUGUAUUAAGCCAUAAAUUUAUAUGAAAAACACUGAUUAACAUAAUUAAUGCACUUUUAAAAAGUUUAUAAAUUGGUCAAAUAAACUUUAAGUCGGUCAAAUAAGCUUUAAACUAACAUAAAACUCUUACCAAAUAAAUUUUAAAAAAUUAUAAUUUGGUCAAGUAAAUUUGAAGUUAGUCAAAUAAGCAUUUAAGUUGCUUGAAAACUUUACUACACACAUUCUUGGUUUAGAUGGAAGACUGGCAUUGCCUCAAUUUAAUAAGGUACGAACUGGGAAUCAAUCACACCAACUAGGCAGCUAUAGUAUCAUUUGUUUUAUCAUUUUCGUGGUUGCAAGAGUUUGCGUAAUAACACUCCUACUUAGUGGUGCUUGCCUACAAUACAAUAAUUGCUUGAUCACAAAUCUCAAGACUCAAGUCUCUGAGGAUCUCAAAGUCCCAUUGAGUAAAUAGCUACAAUAUCAGAGAGCCAUGGCAGAGGAAUCUAAGCUGAAAUGGGAAGGCAAAGCCAUUGUUGAGCUUCCAGGCACAGGCGCAGAAGCAGUGUGGCCCUUUUUAGAGGAUUUCUGCAACCUGCACAAGUGCUUCCCCAUUGAUACUAGUUACCAAGUUGAGGGGAUUCAAGGCCAACCUGGUCUCAUCCGCUACUGUGCUUCCACCAUAAAAGGGGAUGAUGCUGCUGAUGAGACAACCAUCAAGUGGGCUAAAGAGAAGCUGCUGACAAUUGAUCCCGUUCAACGUUGUUUGUCCUAUGAAACUGUCGACAACAACAUCGGAUUUAAGUCUUAUGUGGCCACACUGAAAGUAGUCCCGGUCAACGGGGAUGAUGCUAAACUAGCAGGGUGCAAGAUUGAAUGGGGGUUUGUCAGUGAUCCAAUGGAAGGGUGGAGUUUUCAAGAUUUGAAGUCUUACAUUGAGUCCUCUCUCCAGUUCAUGGCCAACAAGAUUGAUCAGCUUGAAUGCUCUGAGAAUUAACAAAGAAUCAAGUAAGAUUUAUAUGCCAGAAUGAAUAAUCCUGGCGGGGUGUGUGUGUCUUUAGAAUGUUUGGAAAUCUUUUGAAGUCAAAAUCAAUAAGCAUAUCAAAGGAGGACAAGAAACCUGAAAACAGUUUCAUCAAAGAAACUUAUAUGUUUUAAUCUUAAUUGUUCGUAAUUA
Molecule: messenger RNA, 2201 nt
Organism: Lotus japonicus
Lineage: Eukaryota; Viridiplantae; Streptophyta; Magnoliopsida; Fabales; Fabaceae
Product: lachrymatory-factor synthase-like
Exons: 1
Coding region: 1518-2021 (167 amino acids)
Source: RefSeq, a predicted model, not a curated record